AACAUUUUUCGUGGUUAAUGUUGAUUAUAAAGCUCACCAUUCGUUUUUUAAUGCGAGUAAGUGAUUUGGGAAAUUAUGCGAACUAAUUUUACAAGCACGUUUCAUCUUAUAGUAAGUCUUCAAGUCUAUUUAGCUACAAAAUAAAAGUCCCCGGAAGUCCAUUCUUCGUUUGUAAACACAUGGCUUGUAGUCGUGCCUGAUACUCAAAUAUGCCAAAACACUUUGAUGUCAAGUUUCCAGGAGAAUGUAAGACUCUUCCCGAAGGCUUUUGGUCAGCCGUAGACGUGUGGAUAAAGAAACCCCACGUUGUAAACAAGCGUCUUUGCGGGGUGAAGGAGACGAAGAGUGAAGAUGUGGGCAGAGAGGCUCUGAGGUUCCUGCUGGAUGAUCCUGAGCUCUCUCACGAUGUGUUGUCCUUCCUGACCAGCGGCCUGUCACCUGCUCAGACACACGACCAGGAGAAACCCUGGUCCUCCAGCAUCAGAACUAUUAUCCCUAAAGUCAGCUGUUAUGGGACAAACCUGCAUAAAGAGCUUGUCCUCAAAGACUUUGGCAGACAACAAGUGACCUUUCUUCCAUUUGAAGAGGAUUCAGAAGGGCAGGUUUAUCUAAAGAGGGGCAACAUUUAUCAGAUCCGGCUCCUCCAUCAGGACUGUGAGGAAUGGGCCUUGGAGCUGCAUGUUUUGGCUCCAGAUGCGUGGCUCUCUGAUGGCGUGGCGUACCCGAAGCUGCCCUGGCUGUCCACUGAUCUGCUGCCGAAACUGGUGCGCUGGGCCACCGAGUGCAGGAGCAGCGAGUUCAGGAGCACCUUGUCUCUGCUGCCGGUGGAGAAGUACAGCCUCAUGUACCAGCAGCUGAAGGAGAAGUACAAGGCCAUGGUCAAGGUUUGGCCUGAGGUCACAGAUCCUGAGAAAUUUGUCUAUGAGGAUGUCGCCAUUGCUACAUAUCUCCUUGUGCUGUGGGCUGAGGAGCGAGCAGAGAAGAGUCUGGCUGACCGGCAGUCCUUUGUGGACCUGGGCUGUGGAAACGGCCUCCUGGUUCACAUACUGACCAGUGAAGGGCAUCCUGGAAAGGGCAUCGAUGUUCGGAAGAGGAAGAUCUGGGACAUGUACGGCCCCCAGACUCUGCUAGAGGAAAAGGCAAUUACUCCCAGCGAGAGCUUCUUAUUCCCGGGUACGGACUGGCUGAUUGGGAACCACUCAGACGAGCUCACACCGUGGAUCCCCGUUAUAGCUGCCAGGUCUUCUCACUCCUGCCGGUACUUCGUCCUGCCCUGCUGUUUCUUCGACUUCUAUGGAAAAUACCAGAGACGUCAGUGCAAGAAGUCUCAGUAUAAGGAAUACAUCGACUUCAUUGCUGAGGUCAGCCAAGUCAGCGGCUUCAACACGGAGGAGGACUGCCUGAGAAUACCAUCCACCAAACGGGUGUGUCUGGUGGGACAGUCAAGAAACUACCCGCUACCUGACGAGGCCGAGGCCGAGAAGCGAAGAGCUCAUUACAUCGAGAGCCGCCAGACUCCCUCUGUGGUCACAGUUCAAAGGUCAGGCAUCAGAAAUGAUGAAGGCUGUUGCCAUGAGAACAAAGACACCAACAGGACCCCCGGGAGCAGCUGGGGAGUCGGGUUCCAGCCCAGAGACAGGGUUGAAACGGUUCGAAACUGCGCCGCUCUCCCACGGGACUUCGUUGACAGUAUUGUCCUGCAAGUCGCUAAUGCUCUUCUGGGAAUGACUGAGGAUACUGACGAGGGGUCCUCCAGCAACUGGAACAGAGGAGGCAGCCUCCCUGUGAGCGAGGUCGCCGGGCUGUUGGAGCAGGAAACACUGCAGCUCCUGAAGAAGGAGUGUGGAGGUCUUCAGACGCUGCUCAAGAACAACCACCAAGUCUUCAGAGUGGAAGGAGGGACGGUGUACAUAAGAGACUGGCGGGACAGGAAGUCCUCCAGGGCGGAUACCAAGAAGAAGCCCGUUGCCCCCGGUGCCCUGAAAACUCGUCCCUGCUGGUUUCACGACCACCACCCUCAGCGCUGCCCCCUGCAGUCUGAACACUGUGCCUUCGCCCAUGGACCUGAUGACCUUCGACCCUCGACUAGGCCUCUGAGGAAGAUAAAAAAUGCUGCCUUUUGAUUGGCUCAUUCCUCGUAAACAUUAAAAUUGAUUUAUUUAGUUGAUUUUUAAGUUGGACGCUUUUCUAAUUAACAGAAUUCACUCAAUGCUGAAACCUGCUGCGAAAAGUCCCCACAUUCAGCCAUGCACCCACAGAGAGGAAGAAGUUCAGGUCCAAGCAGUGUGAGUUUUAUUGAUGCGACGUUACAUCAUUUCUGGGAAUUGAGCUCCUGAAAUUUCACAGUAUCCUCUUUCAUCUGCGUGAUGCUUCCCGGUGCAGCUUCAGGUUUCACUUUUGGUGCUUGCUGACACUUGUGGGUCACUUUGUCUGCUGAAAUUUAAUUUCACAUGAUUAUUUCAUGUUUCUUUUUAUUUAUUUAAGAAGUGGACUUUUGUAAAACUCCAAAAAAUUUUAUACUUACUG
This is a messenger RNA of Chelmon rostratus (copperband butterflyfish), 2526 nucleotides long. RefSeq names its product tRNA methyltransferase 44 homolog (gene trmt44). The record is from RefSeq and is a predicted model, not a curated record. Gene Ontology annotation, biological process: tRNA methylation. The coding region runs from base 210 to 2123 and encodes 637 amino acids. Gene Ontology annotation, molecular function: metal ion binding; tRNA (uridine) methyltransferase activity. Lineage: Eukaryota; Metazoa; Chordata; Actinopteri; Chaetodontiformes; Chaetodontidae. The transcript is spliced from 11 exons.